Messenger RNA from Amoebophrya sp. A25, 1023 nucleotides. The record is from the annotation of a GenBank genome assembly. NCBI's taxonomy places the organism in Eukaryota, Dinophyceae, Syndiniales, Amoebophryaceae.
CUUGCAGUAAGAUCAUCGACCACCGUGGAGCACAUCUCAGUGCACAUUAAAAAAAGUUAAUUAGAUAUGAUCCAGGGCGCGGGGGCGGGGCGCCGGUACCCGCCCCCCUCUAGCGUAGGGGGGGCACCGUGCGCCCCGGAUCCCUUUGGAAGGCGUCUCCCGGGGGUGGAAGGCCUCAAAAGGGGGCCAAGUUACCUCCUCGGCCCCCCUCUAGCUGCCUGGCUGUUCUUUGCAGGCCCCCGAUCUAGGUGGGAGGCCUCAAAAGGGGCCCAAGGGACCGCGUGCGCUCCUUUCCAGAUGCCUGCCUGUGCCCGAAGUGCCUCCGAUAGGCUUCGCCGUCGCAGCACUGCGCCGGCUUAUUUGGAAAAGGCGAGGGGCUGGGCCCCCUGGGCCGCGCAGCUUGUACCCUGCGGGCCCUUGGUCAUCGGCUUGCUUGCUCUUGCGACCGUGGCCGCCUUCGGCGGUCUUUUGCCCCGGGGACCUCGCUCCCGCCUGCGAGGGUCAGCAGAGGCCAGGAGGUCCUUGGGGAACGCGCUGAGAGGCACAAGAGGAGGGCCGCGCCAAACCACAGGGGGGGCACCGUGCCGCCUUGGAACAUAUUUAUAUAGGCUUAGGGGCUGGCCCCUAUCUUAUCUCGUUAAAAAUUAGAAGGCUAGAGUUAGGAUUCUCUGUGCAGGAUCCCAGGUCCCUAAGCUAAGCUAAUCAAAUUUUAUUUAUGUUGGAAAAAUAUUAUAAAUUUUCACUCGAGCAUCGCUCAGACAGAUCGACUUGCCGAGCAACCAUUUGGUAUCUGAUCUCAAUAUUGCUUGAAUUAGCUCUUCAUCACCUUCUUAAGGAAUAGGAAAAAUACGAGGAGAAAGCUAAUGUUGAAGUUACAGCAUAAUUGGCCGACCAGAUCAACUUGCCGAGCAACCAAAUUUAUCACCAAAGUUGAAGUACGUAAAGCCAGCACGACGCAUCAAAGUUCCUGAGUAAGAACAGGAAGAGCAUAACCAGUGCCAGGCUGUAAUAUGUAUAGCAUAC